CGUUAAGGGAAGGCCGUAGACGCAUAGUGAUGACGUCAUUAGAAACGCCUAAGACCACAGUGGCUCAGUGCGGGACAGACGCGUGCGGUGAUGGCGACAGAGGAUGAAAUUAGCCUCCUGGUCAUUGUGGUGGACGUCAAUCCGAUUUGGUGGGGAGAGCAAGCUCAGAGACAACCUGAGUUCACUCUGUCUAAAUGUCUGGAUGCGGUGAUUGUGGUAGCGAAUGCUCACCAGGUUAUGACUCGCACCAACAAACUGGCCAUCAUCGCCAGCCACUGCCAGGAGAAUCAUUUCCUGUUCCCGAGCAAGCGCUGGAAAGCAUGGGACGCCCCCGGGGAUCAGGCAACCGCCUCUGGGGGCGCCGACGGGAAAUACGAGCUGCUGUCCGUCUCCGACGACAUCAUCGCAGCCGAGAUCAGGAACCUCAUGGCCAGAACGCAAGUGAGAGGUCAUCAAACCGACACGCUAUUGGCCGGAUCCCUGGCCAAAGCUCUCUGCUAUAUUCACAGAGUCUCUAAGGAGCUGGAAGCUGGCCAAGACAUGAAAUCAAGGAUAUUGGUGAUCAAAGCAGCCAAGGAUUGCGCUCUGCAGUACAUGAACUUCAUGAACGUGAUCUUCGCAGCACAGAAACAGAAUGUCCUGAUCGAUGCCUGUGUGCUGGACUCUGAUUCGGGCCUCUUGCAGCAGGCUUGUGAUAUAACUGGUGGUCUCUACCUGAAGAUUCCACAGAAAACUGCUUUGGCCCAGUAUUUGUUGUGGGUUUUCCUGCCAGAUGCAGAUCAGCGUUCGCAGCUGGUGCUUCCUCCGCCAGUGCACGUCGACUACCGAGCGGCCUGCUUCUGUCACCGGAACCUCAUCGAGAUCGGCUACGUCUGCUCGGUGUGCCUGUCAAUAUUCUGCAACUUCAGUCCGAUCUGCACAACAUGCGAGACGGCGUUUAAGAUUCCUCUGCCCCAGAUGAUGAAACCGAAGAAAAAGAAGCUGAAAGCUGCAAACUGAUCUCCUCCUCCUCCUCCUCCUCCGGGGACGUGACCCUUUAAUCUUUGGAUACGUUUUUUCUUUUUUACUCCAAACCAUGAAAGCAGGCAUUUGAUUUUUAUACUCAACCUGCAUCAGGGGCAAGCGUUAAACAUCUGGAUGAUCAUUUCUGUUUGACACUUUUUUGUAUUGUAAAUAGAAAAUAAAUUUUUACUUCUA
Molecule: messenger RNA, 1197 nt
Organism: Silurus meridionalis
Lineage: Eukaryota; Metazoa; Chordata; Actinopteri; Siluriformes; Siluridae
Gene: gtf2h3
Product: general transcription factor IIH, polypeptide 3
Exons: 13
Coding region: 91-999 (302 amino acids)
Biological process (GO): nucleotide-excision repair; regulation of DNA-templated transcription
Cellular component (GO): transcription factor TFIIH core complex; transcription factor TFIIH holo complex
Source: RefSeq, a predicted model, not a curated record